AUGACUGGCGGAAGGCAUUAUUUCGUAGACACCUCGGCCGUAACAGACGAGGCCGCAGAGGACGCUAUGGUACUAUCUGGGGCUGUUAGCCCCGAUCCCCUACUCCAGGGAGGACCCUCUACACAAACUAGGUCAACGAGUAGACGCUCCGCUCAAGCCCAGUUUACAAGGUCCAUGCAGGAGUUUUUGGAUACCCAUGAG
This is a messenger RNA of Morchella sextelata, 201 nucleotides long. RefSeq lists its product as uncharacterized. NCBI's taxonomy places the organism in Eukaryota, Fungi, Ascomycota, Pezizomycetes, Pezizales, Morchellaceae. The transcript has a single exon. The record is from RefSeq and is a predicted model, not a curated record. The annotation marks the transcript as partial.